Daucus carota subsp. sativus is the source of this 951-nucleotide messenger RNA. Its product is annotated as ras-related protein RABA5c. The coding region runs from base 146 to 790 and encodes 214 amino acids. Gene Ontology annotation, molecular function: GTPase activity; GTP binding. The record is from RefSeq and is a predicted model, not a curated record. Lineage: Eukaryota; Viridiplantae; Streptophyta; Magnoliopsida; Apiales; Apiaceae. Gene Ontology annotation, biological process: vesicle-mediated transport. The transcript is spliced from 2 exons.
UUAUGACAUCUUUGGGAUUAUUACACUGCUCCGUGAAUCACGAAUCGGUCCGGGCUGGCAGUCUGUCAAUUGUGUGUCUACUCAUAACGCACUCACAAGUCACCUCUCUCUCUCUCUCUCUCUCUCAAAUCACUCCGUCUCUCUCAUGGAUUCGAGCGACGAAGAGGGUGAAGAGUAUCUCUUCAAAGUAGUGAUAAUAGGAGACUCAGCAGUGGGGAAAUCAAAUCUACUAUCAAGGUACGCUCGAAAUGAGUUCAAUCUCCACUCAAAAGCUACCAUAGGGGUCGAGUUCCAAACGCAGAGCAUGGAGAUUGAGGGCAAAGAAGUCAAAGCCCAGAUUUGGGAUACGGCUGGUCAAGAACGCUUUCGUGCUGUCACUUCUGCUUAUUACCGUGGUGCUGUCGGUGCUCUCAUUGUUUAUGAUAUCAGUCGUCGAACCACUUUUGAUAGUGUUACCAGAUGGCUGCAGGAGCUUGAUACUCAUUCUGAAACAACUGUGGCAAGGAUGUUGAUUGGAAACAAAAGUGAUUUAGAUAACAUUAGGGAUGUAAGUGUGGAAGAAGGUGUGAAGCUUGCAGAGGAGCAGGGACUCUUCUUUAUGGAAACUUCAGCACUUGAUGCCACCAAUGUACAGAAGGCUUUUGAGAUCGUUAUCAGGGAAAUCUAUAGCAAUGUCAGCCGCAAAGUCUUAAAUUCUGAUUCAUACAAAGCGGAGUUGACCGUCAAUAGAGUAAGCCUGGUAGACAAUGGAGGUGACAGCAAAAAAAACACUUCCUGUUGUUCAAGAUGAGCCAUUUUCUGUUAUUUUUGUUCUGCAGUUCAAUUGUUUUGAGGUUUCUGAGCAUAUGAUUUUUUUUUCCUAUAUAUAUUUUUUAUUAUUUAUAAUAACUGGGUACUUGACAGAAUAACUUAUAAAUUAUGGAUCAACCACAAGUAUUUCUUUGCCUGUAA